AUGAAGGACGAGCGUGCCAGUCUCCCCCGCGUGCGCAUAGCCGUCAUUGGCAGCUCUCGAGUUGGCAAGUCUGCUCUCAUCGUUCGAUACUUAACAAGAAGAUAUAUCGGCGAGUAUCAUUCUAAUACAGAUUUGUUGUACAGACAGACAGUACCAAUAAACGGCACUCCAGUUGAACUCGAAGUCAUAGAUGUGUCCGGUUCCAAUUCUGACAAAUUCCCCGCUGAACAGAUCCAAUGGGCAGAUGCUUGUCUGUUAGUGUACGCAGUGACAGAUCGUAGUAGCUUCGAAUAUGCAACAGAAGUGUUGAGCGCUCUGAAACGUGCGCCGACUAGUGGUAGCCCGGCACAUGGGCCUGCAGGUGCGGCCGCGCCCAUGCCGCUCGCUCUGCUCGGGAACAAAACAGACCUCGAUCACCUGCGACAGGUCACUACAAAGGAGGGUCAGGCAAUAAGCGCUGCACAUGGUGCUUCGUUCAGCGAAGCAAGUGUAGCGGAUAACUCCGGUGAUCUCUACCGUGCUGUUGACCGUCUUCUCUCCGAAGUGCGUACUCCUCAGCGUACGCGCAAGUUCUCCGUCACCAAGAUGCUUGGAUCAUUAAUAGGUGGUGCAACCAACAACAGCCAAGCAAACCGCAGUGGGUCAGUAGUAGCCUGCCCCCGCGUGCCUGCGCCGACGCGACCCGCGCUUGCCGCAGCAGCCCCCUGA
Molecule: messenger RNA, 708 nt
Organism: Arctia plantaginis
Lineage: Eukaryota; Metazoa; Arthropoda; Insecta; Lepidoptera; Erebidae
Source: the annotation of a GenBank genome assembly